AUGAACGGUAACCUCGAAAGGGAGACGUACAUCGGGCACGAGGCCCAACACAUGAGGGGGGUCCUGGCCCUGAAGCGUCCCAUUAAGAACGGGAUCAUUCGGAACUGGGAUGAAAUGGAGAAGAUUUGGCAUCACACGUUCCAGCGGCUGUGCGUGGAUCCGGACGAUCACCCCGUCCUGCUGACCGAGGCGGCCAUGAACCCGUCGGAGAACCGCCAGCGCAUGGUGGAGAUCAUGUUCGAGUGCUUCAACGUCCCCUUCACCUACGUGGCCAUGCAGGCGGUGCUGGCGCUCUACGCCGCCGGCAGGUCAACGGUAUUUCUCUUGGUGCAUCUGGUUGAAGGUGUGGUGUUUGACUCCGGAGACGGCGUGAGCCACAGCGUGCCCGUGUUCGAGGGCUACUGUCUACCGCACGGCGUGCAGCGCUUCCCUCUGGCGGGCGCCGACGUUACGCUUCAUCUGAAAAAGCUUCUGCAGGAGCGAGGCGUGUGCAUGCGCACAACGGCUGAGAUGGAGAUCGUGAGGGAGAUGAAGGAGAGCUGCUGCCGCGUUGCCGUGGACUACGAAGCCGAGCUGAGGCGGGGGGGCGCGUCCUGCGGAGAGAUGCAUUACAGCAUGCCGGACGGACAGGUCGUCACCCUCGGCACGGAGAGGUUCAGGGCCCCUGAGAUUCUCUUUAAACCCGAGCUGAUUGGACGGGACCAUUACGGGAUGCACGAGAGCGUCUUCAAGUCCAUCCUCGGCUCGGACGUCGACCUGCGGCGCUGCUUCCUGGGAAAUAUCGUGCUGUCGGGGGGGAACACUCUGCUGCCGGGCCUGCCCGAGCGCCUCCAGGCUGAAAUCGGAGGCCUCGUCCCCGCCGACGCGAGGGCGAGCGUCCGCGUCACCGGCCCGGAGGACCGAGACUUCUCGGUGUGGCGCGGCGGCGCGGUGCUCGCCAACCUGCCCGCCUUCGGCGCCGCGUGGAUCAGUCGGGAAGAAUACGAGGAGCACGGGCCGCAGAUCGUCUUCAGGAAGUGCUUCUGAGUCGUGUGACUGUUUCCACGAGUGCAAUAUAAAUGUGGAUCGGACGGAGCCAUAAGACCCUUUCUUUAAAUAUACAUUUGUCUUUUUACGUGUUGAAGUCGGUUUCACCCUAGUCUUCGACUGAGAUCCACCAACGCUCCAUGGAGGAAGUUGGUGUUUAUGUCCGUGAAAUUCCCGCCAGUUGAUGAUGCCCCUCCCCGAGAAUCGUUUACCAUUUAUUUUUUUAAAUGUGUCUUCCCAUUUUGGGAAAGUAUUUCUGUGUCUUGAAGUUCUGCUCGUGGUUUAUGGGACGAGAAUUGAAGCUGGCCUUUGAUCAACGUCAACUUUAUAGCCAGAAUGAGCAGCAUAAGUUAUAUAUUAAUCUAAUAUCAAAUUUAUGAUUUAUAUUUAUACAACAAUUUAAAGUAAAUGUGUGUUUAUGUGAAACAUGGUGAAAGUUUGGAUUCAUUUUGGAGCUAUGAUUUUUUGAAUGUUAUUAUAGCAGCAUAAUCAUUUCUAUUGUUUAGUGCCACUGUUAGGAAAAAUAUUAAUACAAAUAGUUCCCAUGUUAUCAAUAUAACAAUAUUUUUGGAAAAUAAUUGAUGACCUACUUAUACAUAUUACGACUUGUUUUUACCUCCUAUAAUAUAGGAUAUAUAUAUGUUGUAAUUUUACAAUAUUUUUUUUACUUAUUGUAAAAUUCGUUCUUUUGUCAAAGUAUUUAUUCUUUUGUUUCUCUUGGCUUUGGCUCUGACAAUAUUUUUAAAGUAAAAUGUCCGCAAACUCAAAAUCGUAUCUAUAGAAGUUAACUUUUCCUAUCGGUGGCCCUAAAACUCCCAAAAAUGUAAUCUGACACGUCCGUUUCCUGCUGCUGCAGCAACAUGAACGGGAGGGGAGAACGGGAGCCUUCUUGGGCUGAGGAGUCAUGCGUCGCUGCUGGUUAUUUCCUUCACUUGAGUGAACGUUUGGUUUUGGGAAGGUUGGCAUACAGCUGGAGAAGAGAUGAAGAAGAAGCAGUGCAUGGAGGAAGAUGUUCCGUAAUGGUCUGGUUCUGCCUCUCUAAUAGAUGAUCAAUGUACUGUUGCAGGUAACGUGUUUCUGGAAUAUUUUAUUAUUUGAGUGCAGUGACUUGCCACUAGUUGUUUAUUUCUAAAUUAUCUUCUGAUCUGAGAACAGUGGAUGUGUGUGUUUUAUAUUUUUUCAUCUUUAUUUUUAUAUUUGCACAGUAGUGUUGAUUUAUUUAGAUUUUUUGAUAGGCGUUCCAAAGGUGCCAAAACUGCUGCAUUCACCUCAAUGCUAGUUAUUCUGAAAACUCCACUUUGCCAACCGGUUGUAUUUAUACUUCCUCAUUUGUGUGAAUGUUUUGCAUGAGAGAUUUGUUUUUUGCAUGUACUUUCUUUUUGUCUUUUGCAUGUACUUCCUUUUUGUUGUUUUGCAUGUUUUUUUUCUUGGGGGGGGGGGCUUGUCAUGUGACCUUAAGUUCAGCUCUCGAGUGGAAACCAGCGUGACAUGUGACUUAUCUCUGCUUCUGCCCGUACGCCAUACCCUAGAACUCGCCAGUGUGAUGUGUUCACUGUCUCUGCCUCCUAAACGUAUUCUGUUACAGCCUGGACUGAGUCUGGCAAUGUUUCACCCAAACCAUGAUAUUUAUGUCAUGUCUAUUUUUUGUUUUUUAAUAAUAAAAGUUUUAACCGUCAA
This is a messenger RNA of Pseudoliparis swirei, 2703 nucleotides long. RefSeq names its product actin, clone 302-like. Lineage: Eukaryota; Metazoa; Chordata; Actinopteri; Perciformes; Liparidae. The coding region runs from base 1 to 1026 and encodes 341 amino acids. The record is from RefSeq and is a predicted model, not a curated record. The transcript has 6 exons.